UGUUACAGGUAGUAGUGUUUACCUGUGGGGCAGUUGGACAGACAUGUCAUCAUUUUCACCUGAUAUCUACGUGUACAUAUUAUUAAAACAUGGAUUAUAGAGAAAUAGAUAAUUAUUCACCCUUGAUGUGUAAUUGUGAUUUGGUGUGAAAACUGGAUAAAUAAGUAAAUUUAAGUGUUACGGUGGCUAUAUGAUAUACACGUAGGAGUACAAUCUAGGGUACAUUACAAAUUAAAUGUGAAUUGCAUCAAUAUUUAUCCUUAACAGUGAGUUUGCUUCAUGUAAACAUAGUGCUCGUGGUUAGAAUUAUGCCCUAUUUCUAACUCUUACGAGUAAAGUUUUAUUUAACUUGAUAAAGAUUGUUUUAAAAUGGAUAUUGCUCAAUUAUUAUUGUAUGGAGUUUCACCAGUAAUUCUGCCACAGGAUAUAUCACAGCGACAGCUUGUGUGGGUUAAUGUGUAAUUUUAAGUUAAAGUUUUUCUCUGUUUUCCCUCAAGUAAAUGCUGAAUUAAUUUUAAAAUCAAUUUUUAUUACCAUGCUGUAGAAAGGAGGAUUUUAUCUAACAUUGUGAACUUUUAAAAACUCUGUGAUACAAUUAAAUAUAAUCAAAAUGAUUGACAAUAACUGGUCGAGUCCAACUCGACUCAAACUCACUCAAAGACAGAAAUCAUCCGAAUAUGAGGAUAGCUUACGGUCCCCUCAUGGAUCGAUGGAAUUCGGUCUGGAUAAAUGUAGACUAGAACGUCAAGGAAGCUUACGACGUCGUCCACGAACUCCAAUAUCCAGUCCAAGUAAUGUUCCUUGUACAGAUGUAAUUCUUCAUCACCUGAUUUCUGUAAAUGGAUUAGAAGUUUUAUGUCUGAUGGUAGACCGUAUGGGAGAAGAGUUUAAACCACAUGUCUCUACAGUGUUACCAGCAUGUAUAGAUCGUCUUGGUGAUGCCAAAGAUCAGGUCCGAGAUCAAGCCCAACAAUUAUUAUUAAAAUUAAUGCUUCCAGCUUCUUCUCCACAGUAUGUGUUUGAGCGUAUGAUGCCGGCCUUUAAUCAUAAGUUAUGGCAUGUACGAGAAGGUUGUUUAAUCUGUUUAGCUGCUACUAUUAACAGAUAUGGUGCUCGAAGCCUUCAGCUGUCAAAAAUAGUUCCUUCCAUCUGUAAACUUCUUGAAGAUCAAAAUGCACAGGUACGAGAAGAAGCUAUAAAUACAAUGACUGAGAUUUAUCGACAUGUAGGAGAACGAGUUCGAAUUGAUCUAGGUCGCAAAACUAUACCACCUCAAAGAUUAAAACAGUUAUUUACAAGAUUUGAUGAAGUAAAAUCAUCAGGAAAUAUGUUACCUACAGCUGAUAUAGCACCAUCUAGAGGAUCGUCAAGUGCAUGUAACAGCGAUGAUGAACUUGACUUCGCGAAACCGAUGUCAACAAAAGCCUUCCAAGCCAAAAGAGUUCCAACCAGUGCUGGCACCAAAACGAGAAAACCUCUGGUUGCUUCUAAAACCUCUUCUGCAUCCACAAGUGUUGCUGGUGCUGCAGGGGCUAUGGAUGAAGAGUUAUUUAUUAAAUCGUUUGAAGAUGUUCCUAAAAUUCAGAUAUUCUCUGCACGAGAUGUACAAGACAACUUACAGAAGGCUCAGUCUGUUUUAAGUAACCCAAAUGAAGAUUGGGAGAAAAGAAUAGAAGUUCUAAAGGUUGUGCGGUCAUUAGUUAUACAUGGAGCAACAGAUCACGAUGAAUUUUACCAAAGUUUACGAAGUUUAGAAUCUAGUUUUAACAUGGCUGCUAAAGAUUUGCGAUCUCAAGUUGUUAGAGAAGCAUGUAUUACUAUUGCAUACCUUGCCCAGACACUAGGUCAUAAAUUUGAUCAUUUUGCGGAAUCUGUUUUCCAGACUCUUUUCCAACUAGUUCCUAACACAGCCAAGGUCAUGUCUACCUCUGGUGUCGUGUGUAUCCGAUUUAUUGUACAAUAUGUUUUUACACCAAGAUUGAUUCCACAAAUAACUGGCAACUUGACAUCCAAGUCUAAUAUAUUACGACGAUAUUCCUGUGAAUUAUUAAAUCAAUUAUUACACAUCUGGCCCACCCAUAUCUUAGAACGACAUAUAGCAUUAUUACAAGAUGCUAUAAAACGUGGCAUUAGUGAUGCCGAUUCUGAAGCUAGAUCCUUCUCUAGAAAAGCUUUUUGGGGUUUUGCAGACCAUUUUAAGGACCAAGCAGAUGCUUUAUUAAAUAAUUUAGAUUCCUCUAAACAAAAGAUGUUACAAGGGGAGAUAAGCGGGUCAUCUAGUAGCAACUCUAUAAAUAGUAAUGAAAAUAACAGAAUGGUGCGUAAUCGAGCACGGUCUGCUAGUCAGGAUCGUAGCUUGGAGUCAAGUACAUUAACGAGAAAUUCAGGAGCAAGAAGAUCAGCACGUUACAGUUCUUCCAAGAGUGAUGCUGGUGGAGACUUGGAGGAGUUAGCUCAGGGUUAUCAAGAAACCUUGAGGGUUGAUAAAACAUAUCGAAACACGGCGACAUCUUCGCGGGGUAUUAUGCGCUCUAGUAGUGCAGUAGAUCUAGCAGCAACAAAUGGAAUCUCUCCCAGACCACGGACAACCUUGUUAUCGGCAUCCCGGCUAGCGCCUGGAUCCACUAACUCGCUACCCCGACAGAAAAGCAGUAGUACAGGCAGUAAAUCUGUGAAAAGUCUCAUCGCCCCUUCCCCUAAUCGUAGCCGAAAUCGAACUCGUAUGGGAAUGUCACAAUCACAGCCUGGAAGUCGGUCGAACUCUCCUUCAUCCAGAUUAAAUUAUUUAACUCACACCACUCAAGCACGAACAGAUUCUAAUUUGACACCAAACAGGACGCGUAAGUCGAUGCCAAGAAGUCAAGGUGCCAGUCGUGAAGCUAGUCCCAAUCGUAAUACUUAUGGUAGAGAAAGACGUUUAAGUGGAAGUAAGAUAGGAUCAGGUGGAAAAACUUCUUUGAUGACUCAUCGUUUAUUACGGCAUGGCAGUGAAUUAGAAGAUUCCAUAGCAGAUGCUCUUAGAACACCAAAUAGAAAGACAUAUAAUUAUGAUUCUGAUGAUGGAGCCAGCGAAACAAGUAGUGUCUGCUCAGAAAGAUCGUAUACAUCUUACAGCGGUCGAACAUCAGAGUCAUCAGACACGGAAAGGAUACAUCACUUAUCUUCAGCCAAACGAAAGGAUAUGCAAGAAAUAUUAGCAUGUAUGGCGAGUGGUUCAUACACAGAGAGAAAGGAGGGUUUGAUAUCAUUACAGUUAGUUUUGCGUGCAAAUAGAUAUUUAAGUCGUGGUGAAUUAAAGAAAGUAACCGAGAUAUUUACUAGAAUGUUUCAUGAUCCACACAGUAAAGUUUUCAGUAUUUUUAUGGAUACUUUAGUUUAUUUAAUUAAUUUACAUCAUCAAGACCUGUUAGAUUGGUUAUAUGUUUUAGUUUCACGGCUUUUAAUUAAAACUGGAUCAGAGAUGCUCGGAUCAGUCAAUGCUAGAUUACAGAAAGCUCUUGAUACAGUCAGAUUGAAUUUUCCUUUUUUGAAUCAAUUUAAUACAGUAACCAAAUUUAUCACAGAUCAAUUUUUGAAUCAGUCACCCAAUUUAAAGAUAAAGAUAUCAGUGUUGAACUUUUUACAUGCAUUAGCCAAUCAAAUGGAUUCCUCAGCCCUAGUUAACUCCACCGAGUCAAGAGUAGCAAUAUCUAAAAUAAUCAGCUGGACAACGGAACCUCAUGUAGAAGUUAGAAAAUCAGCUCAGAAUGUGUUAAUUGCACUAUUUAAUUGUAAUUCAGCUGAAUUUUCACUAAUUUUAUCAGCCAUACCAAAACCAUUCCAGGAUGGUGCCACAAAGAUUCUUCAUAAUCAUAUUCGUACUGCCAGUAGCAGUGGUACAUCCGAUGUUCUUUCACAGAGAAAUGUUGCUAGUCUACCCCAUAAUACUUCACAACAACGUAGUCGACCUCCUUCAAGGUCUAGUCUAGGACAUCCUGAUGAUAACGAAACCGAGAAUUUAAAUCCAGAAGAUAUUUAUAACUCGAUUAAGAAAACAACAGCAGAUAUUCACAAUCUGAGUAUCAACAGUAAGCUUGAUCAUUACGAGGAUAUCAAGAAAAAACGUGAUUUCACAUCCCAAGAUAGUGGAAUACAAGAUUUACGAAAUGAUAGCCCUGAUGGUGUAGACGGAAAACGUUCACAUUAUAAUCCUACACAUUAUCAAGAGAAUAUAUUAAAUGGUAAACAAAUAAAGACUGAUACCGGUACUGUAUUUGAUGCCGAUGAAUUAUUUAAUGAAACUCCGUGGAAGGUUCUGCUAGGAAUAACACAAGAGGGUUUACCUGCUAAUCAAGGGGAGUUAAUUAUAGAAAUACUAACAGAGUUAUCUAACCAUAAUACUAGAAAUGAUGAGAGAAAGAAUGCUAUGUACUCUUUAACCCAGUUAACACGGAAAGGUGAUUUUAAACAUUGGGACGAACAUUUUAAAAAUAUUUUACUUAUUCUACUAGAAACACUCGGAGAUGAUGAUGCAAUGAUCAGAGCAUUUUCGUUACGAGUUUUAAAGGAAAUAUUACAGAAAGAGUCCCAUAGAUUUGAAGAAUAUGCGGAGUUAACAAUAUUCCGUAUUCUAGAGGCUCACAAAGAUAGUGCUAAAGAAGUUGUAAAAGCAUCAGAAGAAUGUUCCAAUACACUAGCUAAAUCAAUGGCUACUAAACAGACUAUGAAAAUAUUAAUAUCAAUUAUAGAAUCGGCUAAAUUUCCAGUUAAUAUGGCUGCAAUUAAAAUGCAAGCUAAGGUGAUUGAAUUAUUAGAUAAUGCUAUUUUAUUAGAAACACUGAGUUCUUUAGUUCCUGGUUUACUCAAGGCCUGUGAAGAUGCUGACAGUCACGUAAGAAAAGCUGCUGUGUUUGCGUUGGUAGCUACCUAUAAUAGUGUAGGGGAAGAAUUACGCCCACAUUUAAUCUCUCUCUCUAGUAGUAAGAUGAAAUUAUUGAAUCUCUAUAUUAAAAGGAACCAGUCUACAAAAGAUGGCGCCAGAAGUCUUGCUUCACCCAACUUCAGUGACACAUGAGAAUAAACACCAUUGUUUUAUCAUUAAGUGCUGUGAUGUAAAAUACUAUGAGCACGCUACAAGUUAAUAUUUUUACAAGCGUGGAGCUAGAUUUCUAUAAAAGACUGGAUAUUAGAAACCAUAUAAUGUGUAUCUUUAAUGGAUUUUGCUUUGUGCUAUAUGUGCAAGAGUUUGUUUUUUUUAGAGUUGACAUGAAGAUCAGGCUUGAUAUUACAAAAAUUAUAUUAUUCAAAGUACGAUUUUAAAAUAUUGUCAUUUACGCUAGUAACGUUAUUAAUAUAUUAUAUAUCAUAAUAAUUGGAUCAAAUUUGUUAGUAAGUGAAAUGGUGGAAUGGUUAAAAAUAAUAUUUGUUGUUGUCCGUGGAUGUUUUUAAAUCAUGUGGUGUUAGAGAUGAGAUUAUCCAGUGUUGCAUUUCUCUAACUGUAGACUGUGUACUGAUAUAAAAUCUCUGUUGUUGUUCCCGUCUACAUGAUAGUGUGAAUGGAUUACACAAACGCAUGCAUUUACAUUUUGCAUGCGUACAUUUAUAAAUAUAUAUAUAUGUUAAUAAUAUUUAAGCAUAAUUAAACUAGUUGUUAAAUUAUAUACGAAACAAUUUAAUACACUUUUCCGCAAAAGAUAACUUAUAUAAGUUUUAUAAUGGUAAUAUUUUGUGAAUGAUAUGGAACGUUUAGUGAUCGCUUUAAUAAGUUAUUUUUGUGGUAUAAUGUUUUAAAUUGAGGUGAAUAUGUUAUAAUUAUUGGAUAACGAUUAAAAAAAAAAGUCGGAAUACCAAAUAUAUUCCUCACUAAAAUCAAAUAAAAUGUAUAUAAUUUUGUAUAUAUUUUAAAUAUUGUAGUUAACGGAAAGGAUGGUAAUGUUUGUCGCCUUGGUUAUCCUUUCAUUCAGUCGUCAUUUAUUGUUGUACUUUGUAUCAAUGGGUUUGCAUUCAUAACAUGAUAUUCACAUGUAGCCAUUAUUAUUCAUUAUACGCCAUAUGGUCAUUUCCAUAGCUAGCGAUCUCCACUCACAUUUGCCACCUUUAUGACGAAUGAUCUCCAUGUGAUCCUUACAGGGACAUUCAUAGUUGCAAAUAAGUAAACUCUUAAUGUAGCAUUGAAUUAUAUACUUGUAUUAGGGAAGAAGAGUUUCCUAUUUUAUUUUUUGAACCACGAAGGGAAGUUAUUAGUUCCUGAAGUUUAGUUCUAAUUUAGAUAGCGAAUAUGUUUAGUACAAUCUGAUUAAAAUACAGAUCUAUAUUUCGUUUCGUUUUUAUAUACUUUCGAUGGCCUACAAUACAUGAAUAUCUGACAAGUUAUAGCGAUAGGUCACAUCAGGGGUCAAACGAUCGAUUUUUGACCUUAUAACGGCAGACAUAUGAUUAAUCAAUCAGCAUUGAUGUAACUAGUAGAUUACCGACAGUUCCAUGCAAAAUAAUAAUAAUAAUAAUAAUAAUGAAGUUUUAUAUAGCGUCUUCUCCAUGUUGACACAUGCUCAAAACGCUUUUUGUAAUGGCUCUACUGGUAAAACUGUUGAAACAGGAAAGUCUUUAGUGCGGAUUUAAAUUGAUUAAAAGUUUGUUGAUUCUUGAUCUUUUGUGGAAGUUCGUUCCAUAAUCCAGGACCAGCUGAACUGAAAGACCUAUACCCAUACGACUUUAAAUUAUAUCUUGGAACAACUAGUGACUGUUUAUUUUGAGAGCGAAGUGAUCUAAUAGGGUUGUAGUCAUAUAAGAGUUCAGAUAAGUAUUGAGGAGCUGCAUUAUUGCAACAUUUAUACACUAAUGUUAGUAUUUUGUAUUUGACUCGCGCCUCAGCAGGUAACCAGUGUAAAGAAGCCAGCACAUUCUGGAUGUGAUCAAACUUAUGUGUCCUUGUUACUAUUCGGGCUGCAGUAUUAAGAACCUUUUGGAUCUUGGCUAGAAGUGCUUGUGGGAUUCCAUAGAGUAAACUAUUACAAUAAUCAAUCCUUGAUAAAAUUAGUGAUCGCACGUCUAAAGCUUGUCUAAAGCUUGCCGUAACAGAUCAUUUCAUUGGCUUAUCCCGACACCAUUCAGAACACGAGUUAAAUAACAACUCUUACAGAUCCUAGUGUAGUAAAGACAAGUAAAAAGAAAUUUUGAACUAUAAAAACGAAACGAAAUAGGAUCUAUGUUUUAACCAGAUUGAUGUUUAGUACAAUAUUAGAAAAUUAAUAGUGAAGAAAUUUUCAUUAUAAACUUUUGUACUGUUUAACUCAAUAAAAUAUUUAUUCAAACAACGUGUUGAUUAGAUGGUGAACAUAUUUUUUUGUUUUAAUUUAUAAAUUCGACUGGUUGUCACCACAAAUACUGAAUAUAUUAUCUUUAGCUUGUCUUGUAGAAAUGAAACAAAACUAGUAGAAUAAACUUAGUUAAUCUGUUUUAGAUUUAUUUGUCUCAUUGUCCCAAUUAUUUUAUACAGAGAUUUAUUUAUAGAGCAGAACUAUUGGGGUUUCUGUUACAAUUAAAAUUGUCUUGAUGGUACUUCAUUUCUCUAGGUGGGUGGAAUUCAGUUGUUGACCUGUAAAAUAUCUCUAAUUUCAUUUUAAUUUGAAGUACAAUUAUCAAACAGAAACCCUGAUAUAAAUUAUGAAUUCAUAAGUCGAUCAUCAUCCAUAUUCAAAUCAACUAAAUGACUUUAGCUUGUUCAUCUACUCCUAUAUUGAAUAGAAAUUUGUGAGAAUGACAAAUUGUUUAAGAUAUUCGACAUUGUGAUUUGUGAAAGCCUUAUUUAAAAAUCAUCAUUUAUUUGUUACUCAUUAUACAAUAUGUAUGUUCAUCAAAUGUUUGUAAAAUUAAAUAUUUUUAGCUUGAAAUUAUAUAGAUUAUGAUGGUAUUUGUAGGAGAAAUGUCAAAAAAUAUUUAGUCAAAAGUUAAACCAAAAAUAUGAAUGUUCUUUCAAUAUUGCUUUUGGAAUAAAAUCAUAUAUUCCAAGAUAUCAUUAAUUUACUCAUUGAACAUUAAUAUCUAUGUUAACAUCCACGUUUGUGUCAUAUUUCAAUAAUUUGAUCAUUUUAAAAUAUAUGUUUGGCUUUUUUUUUUUAUGGCCUCAAAGCUAUCAACUAGCUUUAUAAAUAGAUUUAUUCAAUUAGGGAGUAUUGAAAACAAGAAUUAUGUCCCUUUUUUUAAUGCUAAUAAUUGGCGCAAAUUCAAUAAAAACUUUGAAAAUAUUUGUAAUCUCUUUUUAUCAGUCUGGAUUUAGAUAUCGAGAAGGGAGAUAAUUCUUGCUUUACUGUAGUCUCUUUGUAAAUUCGAGUUUCAUGUGAAGUAUGUGAUUGCUUUAGUGGCAUUGUAUGACAAGAAGUAGCAUAAAAUGACAGUGUUAUUAAAGGUUGGGCUGAUCACAUCAAGAACUAUAUUAUGUUGUUUAAAGAACCUCUCAUAAUAUGCUUUUAGGCAGUGAUAUUGAAUUGACAGUGAUGAUGAUUGAAGUCAGUGAUGAUAUUGGGAGUGAUAGCUAUAUGGUAACGUGGCUAUGAAUAAUUGUAUAUUCAACAUAUUAAUGUAGUGUUAUAAAUGGCGGCAUGUUAUAUCAACUAAUAAAAAUUACCAUUUAAUGAAAAA
This is a messenger RNA of Patella vulgata (common limpet), 8616 nucleotides long. Its product is annotated as CLIP-associating protein 1. Gene Ontology annotation, biological process: mitotic spindle assembly. Bases 611 to 5053 code for a protein of 1480 amino acids. Gene Ontology annotation, cellular component: spindle microtubule; mitotic spindle; cytoplasmic microtubule. NCBI's taxonomy places the organism in Eukaryota, Metazoa, Mollusca, Gastropoda, Patellidae. The record is from RefSeq and is a predicted model, not a curated record. The transcript is spliced from 40 exons. Gene Ontology annotation, molecular function: microtubule binding.